This is a messenger RNA of Myotis lucifugus (little brown bat), 1000 nucleotides long. RefSeq names its product tumor necrosis factor receptor superfamily member 4-like. Lineage: Eukaryota; Metazoa; Chordata; Mammalia; Chiroptera; Vespertilionidae. Gene Ontology annotation, molecular function: tumor necrosis factor receptor activity; protein binding. The record is from RefSeq and is a predicted model, not a curated record. Bases 1 to 759 code for a protein of 252 amino acids. The transcript is spliced from 6 exons. Gene Ontology annotation, biological process: inflammatory response.
AUGCUCCAGGGUAGUGGCGGGACCUGGGACCAGUCUAGGUCUCCCAAGCCCCUCGCCUACAGAGUUCGGGAUGUAGAGCCGCUGCACGAACACCGACGGCACCAGGUGCGGCAAGGAGCCGCUGACCUCGGGACUGCGGGCCUGAGGGAGGGGCUUUGGGCCUUGGCUGGUCCUGCAGCCCCCCCUGUGCCCCCAGGAAGUGGGAGUGAGACCAAGCGGGCGUGCACCACCACGAACGACACUCUGUGCAGCUGCCGGCCCGGCACCCAGCCCCACGGGGGCUUCAAGCGAGGAGUCGACUGCGCCCCGUGCCCCCCCAGACACUUCUCCCGGGGCAACAACGAGGCCUGCAAACCCUGGACCAACUGCACCGCGGAGGGCAAGCACACCCUGCAGGCCGCCAGCAGCAGCUCUGACGCCGUCUGCGAGGACAGGACGCUCCCGGCCACCCAGCCCGGGCAGACCCGGGGCCCCUCAGCCCGGCCCUCCACCACCCAGCCCUCCACCCGCUGGACCCUGACCUCACAGCCCCCCACCAGCCCCCCCACAGAGCCCCCCAGGGGCCCCGAGCUGACUGCUGUCCUGGGCCUGGCGCUGGGCCUGGGCCUGCUGGCCCCUGUGGCUGCCGCGCUGGUCCUGCUCCUAAACUGCACGGUCUGGAGGCCGCCUGCCGCCCCCAAGCCCCCCGGAGGCCACGGCUUCCGGAAGCCCAUCCAGGAGGAGCAGUCGGACGCCCACUCCACGCUGGCCAAGCUCUGAGCACGGCCCUGGGGCGGCUGCGCCCUCCCAGGCCAGGUGGUGGGGGUCCCCAGGCGCAGGCCGCCCCCCAGGGUACACAUCACCCCAUCGCUGUCACCUCAUCCCCGUCACCCUGUGCCCGGCUCCCAGGGCCUGUUCCUGCCCGCACCAUUCUCGGUGCUUCUGGGCCGGCACCUGGGCCGCUAUGUAUGCCGUGCAUACUCCCACCCAGGUGGUAACCCCAAUAAACGCUGCUGGCACA